Messenger RNA from Mycena indigotica, 1263 nucleotides. RefSeq lists its product as uncharacterized. NCBI's taxonomy places the organism in Eukaryota, Fungi, Basidiomycota, Agaricomycetes, Agaricales, Mycenaceae. The transcript has 2 exons. The coding region runs from base 1 to 1263 and encodes 420 amino acids. The record is from RefSeq and is a predicted model, not a curated record.
AUGGCUGUUGCGCUUCCCCCAGAAAUCACCGACUCUAUCAUCGAGCAGAUCUACCUCUCCGCCUCGCCGCCCUCCGCCUCUUUCCCCACACUGCGGGCCUGCUCGCUCGUUUGCCGCGCCUGGCUCCCCGCCAGCCGUCAUCACCUCCCGUCGAAACUCUCCCUGUCUCCGCUCAACUUUCGCCUCUUCGUCAGACACGUGGAAACGCCGGAAAACACCCUUUUUGCCUACCUGCGCGAGCUACAAGUGUCGUCCCCGCUGAACCCCGUCCACCUACGCACGCUCGUCGACCUCCUCGGGCGAUUUAGCGUUCUCGCAGUGCUCAAGCUCACACAGUCGCCCAUCGCAUUCGAAUUCCCUCCCGUCCAAUGCUUGACAAGCCUCGAAUUGCGCCACGUCCGAUUCGAUACCUUCGACCGGUUUACGCAGAUGCUGCGCUGUCUGCCGAACCUGCGGCGACUUUGCGUAGCCCAAGUGGUCUGGGCAUCGAAUUCGGGGGAAAUUUUCGAGGCGUUGCCGCUGCCGGUGGCCGAGGGACCGCCCAUCGAAUUGGAGCUGUUUGAAUUCGAUUUGUGGCCAGCAGAUGAAGGCUUCGGAAGCCAGAGAUACUUUUUAUCCUGGUUGAAAGCAGAGAGUGGUUGGCCGCGGGCGUCCAAGCUCGUCGUCAGGAUACAAGCAGGAACUGACGAUCUUUCUAACUAUCUCGAACGACUAGGGGCGCACCUGAUCGAACUGAAUGUUCGGGACGUGAAUGACAGAACCCUCUUGGUCGAACUACGGCACAACACCGCUCUCCGCAGACUUCGUCUCUGCCCCGCGCCGACCUCGUAUGCGUGGCGCAGCACGCAUCACUACCUCAUGUACACCCUUCCGAACUUCUUCUCGCAGUCAAGUCUGCUCUCACCACAUCUUGCCGUGCUCACCUUGGAUCUUCCCGACAUCACGCCUGACGACCUUCGCGACCUCCCGCAGGACGCGAUGGACCGACUUGCAGCGCUCGUCGCCACUUGGUCGAGCCCCUUCCCGCGUCUCCGCCGCAUCGAGUUCAAUAUCCGCUGUCGGCGCCAUGUCGAGGAUGAAUAUGGGCUCGCGGCCGGCCACCACCGUCCAGGGAGCGGCGAGAUCGGCGAAGACGGGCUGAAAAUGUGUGAGGUCGAACGCGACUUCCGCACCCAUGUUCUGGACCCGCUCGUCACUGCCAGCGGUAGGUUUGAUAUAGACAUGGUGAUUGCGUUGGCGGACGUUCCGGGGUCCCUCGCUUAG